AUGGUUAUUGAGGCAGAACGACAGUCGUGGACAGACCAUGUCAAUCGCAUCCGUCGUUUUCGCAUCCUUAUCAUGGGCAGAGCAAAUUCAGGCAAAACAUCUGUCUUGCAGAGGAUUUGUAACACUACAGAUCAGCCAGAAAUUUUUGAUGGGGAAGGAAGGAAGAUAUGUGGAAUACAUGGUAAUUUCUUGUGCUUUUUCAAUGUGAUUGGGUAUGUUCAGGUUGAUCCUAGUCAUGGACACCAUGACAUUGAGAAUGAGUUGGUGUUUAAGAGCAAUCCUCACUUUGUGUUUCAUGACUCCUGUGGUUUUGAAGCUAGCAGUAUAUCAGCAUUCAACCAAAUGAAGGAAUUUGUAAUGGAUCAUGCUAGGACUCCCAAGCUGGAGAUGUAUUGCAUUCCAUUGAGUGAUACCACCAGGAUGGUCACAGCUACUGAAAGGAAGUUUUUUGAUGGGUGUGACACAGGCCAUGAGGUGGAUUGGGCACAGGUUGCUGAGGUACAAAAGAGGAUUCUGGAUGAGAAUCUUGCAAAGAUCAAGAGGUAUUUGAAUGUUUUCAGGUUUCAGCCUUUUGGCUUUCUGCCACUGACAGGGAAGUGCUCUAUCAUUGCCUUGACAUAUAUGCAUAAAGAAGGUGCAGAUUGUACUGCCCUGCUGAAAUGUACAACAAAUGCCCUGAAUGAAGAAAACCUUCAAAUGCUUCUUAUAUUGACUCAGCAGUCCAAUUUAACACUGUGUAUUGAAUUUACUGUAAUGAAGUAA
Messenger RNA from Pisolithus orientalis, 762 nucleotides. RefSeq lists its product as uncharacterized. The coding region runs from base 1 to 762 and encodes 253 amino acids. Lineage: Eukaryota; Fungi; Basidiomycota; Agaricomycetes; Boletales; Pisolithaceae. The record is from RefSeq and is a predicted model, not a curated record. The transcript is spliced from 6 exons.